Molecule: messenger RNA, 2253 nt
Organism: Jaculus jaculus (lesser Egyptian jerboa)
Lineage: Eukaryota; Metazoa; Chordata; Mammalia; Rodentia; Dipodidae
Gene: Tgm7
Product: transglutaminase 7
Exons: 14
Coding region: 1-2253 (750 amino acids)
Biological process (GO): peptide cross-linking
Molecular function (GO): protein-glutamine gamma-glutamyltransferase activity
Source: RefSeq, a predicted model, not a curated record
AUGCGUUACAAUCAGGUUCGCAUUGCUGAAGGUGUUGUGAUAGCAGAUGAUCUGGGACAGGAGGCGGAGCACUUCGCUCAGCAGAAGAGAGUCCCAUGCCGUGGUCAUGCCGAGAUCCACGUGGAGGAUGUGGCAGCCUUGGAGCUCAGGUCGGUGGACCUGCAGAUCCCCAAGAACAACAAGGAGCACCACACUCAGGAGAUGGGCUGGAAGCAGCUCAUCUUGCGCCGUGGCCAGUCCUUCACUAUCCAGUUGAAGUUCAGUCGACCCUUCCAGCCCCAGUUGGACCACAUCACCUUCGUGGCUGAGACGGGUCCAGAGCCCACAGAGCUUCUGGGAACUCGAGCAACAUUCUUCCUCACUCACACUCGGCGGGGCAACAUUUGGAGUGCUUCUGACUUCACCAUUGCCUCCGACACUCUUCACAUCUCCCUGUUCACACCAGCCAAUGCAGUCAUUGGCCACUACACACUGAAGACGGAGAUCUCCCAGGGCCAGGCUCCUAGUGUGACUUACCCACUGGGGAGAUUCAUCCUGCUUUUUAAUCCAUGGAGUGCAGAGGAUGACGUGUAUCUGCCAAGUGAAAUACUGCUGCAGGAGUACAUCAUGAGAGAUUAUGGCUUUGUUUACAAGGGUCAUGAAAACUCCAUCACCUCCAGGCCCUGGAAUUAUGGGCAGUUUGAAGAGGACAUCGUCAAUAUCUGCUUUGAGAUCCUCGACAAGAGCCUAUACUUCCUAAAGAACCCAGGCAAAGACUGUUCUCAGCGGCGCGAUGUGGUGUAUGUGUGCAGAGUAGUGAGUGCCAUGAUCAAUAGCAAUGACGACAGAGGCGUGCUGCAGGGGAACUGGGGCGAGGACUACACCCAGGGCACCAGUCCACUGGAGUGGACGGGCAGUGUUGCCAUCUUGCGGCAGUGGUCAUCCAGGGGUGGGCAGCCUGUGAAGUACGGACAGUGCUGGGUCUUUGCUUCUGUUAUGUGCACUGUAAUGAGAUGCUUAGGUGUCCCAACCAGGGUGGUUUCCAACUUCCACUCUGCACACAACACAGAUGGCAACUUGACCAUUGAUACCUAUUAUAACCGAAAUGCGGAAAUUCUGCCAACUGAGAAGCAAGACAAGAUCUGGAACUUCCAUGUCUGGAAUGAGUGCUGGAUGAUCCGGAAAGAUCUCCCACCAGGAUAUAAUGGGUGGCAGGUUCUAGACCCCACUCCCCAGCAAACCAGCAGUGGGCUGUUCUGCUGUGGUCCUGCCUCUGUGAAGGCCAUCAAGGAAGGGGACAUCCACCUGGCCUAUGAUACUUCUUUUGUGUAUGCUGAGGUGAAUGCUGAUGAAGUCGUCUGGCUCUCUGAGGAUGGCCAGGUUCAGGAAAUCCUGGCCCAUAACACCAGGUCCAUUGGGAAGGAGAUCAGCACCAAGACUGUAGGGUCGGACAAGCGCCAGGACAUCACCGGCUCCUACAAAUACCCAGAAGGAUCUCCUGAGGAGCGGUCUGUCUUCAUGAAGGCUUCCCGGAAAUUGCUGGAGCCAAGAAGGGCCUCUUCACCCCUCCUGCAUCUCCUGGGGUCUGGGGACUUGAAAGACCAGCCAGUGCAGCUGCAGCUGUGGCUGGCCAGGACCCCCAUGUGGGGCCAGGACCUGCUGCUCAUGCUGCAUGUCAGGAGGGUUCCAGACAGAGCCCAUACUCAGAGUCCCAUCGGACUGAUGGUGCGGUUCUGUGCACAGCCCCUGCUGCAUGGAGGCAGCGCUCGGGAGCCCCUCUGGAGGCAUGUGGUGCACUUGAACAUGGAUUUGGGGAAGGAGAUGCAGUGGCCACUCCUGCUGCCCUACAGCGAUUACAGAAACAAGCUGACAGAUGAAAAGCUGAUCCGUGUGUCUGGCAUCGCUGAGGUUGAAGAGACAGGGCAGUCCAUUCUCGUCCUCAAAGAUUUCUCUCUGGAGCCUCCCCGUUUAUCUAUUGAGGUGUUUGAGAGGGCUGAGGUGGGCCAUGCCCUGAACAUCUACAUCACCCUCACCAACACUCUGAUGGUGGCCCUGAGUAACUGCACUGUGGUGCUGGAGGGAAGCGGCCUCAUCAGCGGGCAGAUAGCAGAAGACCUUGGAACGCUGAUGGCUGGAAACACCUUACGGAUCCAGCUGGAGCUCUACCCCAUCAAAGCUGGGCUCCGCCAGCUCCAAGUCCUCAUCCGCAGCAAUGAAGUCAAGGAGAUCAAAGGCUACAAAGACAUCUUGGUUGCUGCAGCUGGAGUGCCCUGA